AUGGCCUUCAAUCGAGUUGAGGUGGUGGUGAAGGUUAAGUUUCAGAAACAAAAUCCGGUGAAUGAGGGGGUUGUGGUUGUGGUUGGAAUUGUUGUUGUUGGAGUUGUUGGAAUUGUUGGAAAGCUUGAUAUUGUUGAAGUUGUUGUUGUUGGAAGGCCGGGAAAGGCUGAUAUUGUUGUUGGAAAAGUUAAAGUAAGUGGUUUUUUUUUUACCAAAAGACCAAGACCUAAUCCUAAUGAAAGUGGUGAAGGAUGUUCCCAAACACCAAUCACCAAUCAAUCAAUCCCUUUUGUUUCUAAUUCUAAUGGAACCCCACAAACACCAAUCACCAAUCAAUCAACCCCUUCGGUUUCUAAUGCAAUUCCACAAACACCAUGCUCUAAUGAACCUAAUGAUAAUGUUGAUUUGAAAGAUCUUCCAAAGGACCGGACGGAUAGGCCAAAGAUUACAAGUUACAAACGAAAUGUAAGAGAUGAUUGUUUUGCACAAGAAAUUCAUUUAAGUAUUCGCCAAGAGAUUGGUGUAGAUGUAUUUGCUUUAUUGGUCGAUGAAUCUAGUGAUGUCUCGAGAAAGGAACAAAUGACUAUUGUUUUGCGAUAUGUUGAUAGUCUUGGCUUUGUGAAAGAAAGAUUCAUAGUCAUUGUGCACGUGAAUGAUACAUCCUCUUUGACACUAAAAAAUGCCAUAAAUGAAAUACUUACAAGCAACAAGUUGACUUUUAGUCAGAUAAGAGGACAAGGUUAUGAUGGGGCUAGCAAUAUGCAAAGGGAAUUCAAUGGUUUGAAAGCUUUGAUAUUACAAGAGAAUGACAUAGCUUUUUAUAUACAUUGCUUUGCACACCAACUUCAAUUAGUGGUUAUCGUUGUAGCAAAGAAGCAUGACAGUGUUAGUGACUUUUUUGAACAAAUUUCAUUGGUGGUUAAUGUUGUUUGUGCCUCGUGUAAAAGAAAAGACUUACUACAGGAACAAGCAAGAGAAAGGGUACAAAAAGGCUUGUGUAGUGGUGAACUUGAAAUCAGGAGAGGGUUAAAAUCAAGAGACUACACUUGUUCGAGCGGGAGAUACAAGAUGGGGUUCACAUUUCAACACACUCACAAGUUUAAUAAAAUUGUUUGCGAAUGUUCUUGUAGUUUUAGAAUGUAUGAAAAAUAUCAUGAUCGAUUUACUGAAACAAGCACCCAGUUACUAGAAUACAUGGGUGCUUUGAGCCAUUGUGAUUCAUUUGCACAAUUUAACAAAUUAAAGUUGUUAGAGUUGACUAAGUUGUACAAGUAUAACUUUGAUGAUUCGGAUUUGAUAGAUCUUGAAGGACAACUUGAGAUAUUUUAUCACUCUUGUAUCAAAGAUGAGCAUUUUACCACUUUGAAAGGAAUUUCUGAGCUUUCUCGUUUGAUGACGUAA
This is a messenger RNA of Lactuca sativa (garden lettuce), 1401 nucleotides long. Lineage: Eukaryota; Viridiplantae; Streptophyta; Magnoliopsida; Asterales; Asteraceae. The record is from RefSeq and is a predicted model, not a curated record.